Messenger RNA from Echinococcus granulosus, 465 nucleotides. RefSeq names its product Transcription factor BTF3. Gene Ontology annotation, cellular component: cytosol; nascent polypeptide-associated complex. The record is from RefSeq and is a predicted model, not a curated record. NCBI's taxonomy places the organism in Eukaryota, Metazoa, Platyhelminthes, Cestoda, Cyclophyllidea, Taeniidae. The transcript is spliced from 3 exons. Bases 1 to 465 code for a protein of 154 amino acids.
AUGGAAGCAGCUCGUCUUGAAAGACUUCAGGCUCUAAAGUCUGUUUCAGAACAGGCUCGGAUCGGUGGCAAGGGCAGUGCCCGGAGGAAGAGAAAGGUUGUACAUAAAAGUGCGGCGACCGACGAUAAGAAGCUACAGGCUACUCUUAAAAAGUUGGGAAUUAAUGUAAUCCCGUCGAUCGAGGAGGUUAAUAUGUACCGAGCUGACGGUACGAUGAUUCACUUCAAGAACCCAAGGGUUCAGGCAUCGCCACAGGCCAACAUGUUCGCUGUUUCAGGUCUCGCUGAGAACAAGACACUCAAUGACUUGUUCCCUAAUAUGAUGAGUCAGCUGGAGACGGCGAAGCAGCGCCUUUCUAAAAUGAGUGAAGCAGCUCAAGGUGAAACAAAAGACACCGCUGAGGAUGAUGAUGAUGACGUCCCUGAGUUAGUCGGUGAUUUUGAAGAAAAAAGUCGUCAAGAGUAA